Molecule: messenger RNA, 2558 nt
Organism: Cherax quadricarinatus
Lineage: Eukaryota; Metazoa; Arthropoda; Malacostraca; Decapoda; Parastacidae
Source: RefSeq, a predicted model, not a curated record
CAGUCAACCUGUGGACGUUACCCCUUGUGUAGAAUGUCCCGGUGCCACCUUCUGAAGGCGACAUAAAUUAGUGGAGUGUGUAAACGAAUCUGGGUAAGCCACCACCAGCCUUUGUGACGAAGACUCUGAAUUACAUUGAGGAGUUGCUGAUGUCGUUAGGGAAAAGUUACACGUUUCCCUGUCCUGAAGAGAGGGCAGCCUCCGCCCCUCCAGCCAUCCUCGUCUCCACACCUGAAGAAAUAGAGAUCGUCAUGGCUAUGGACUCCGAGAAUUGCACCAGAAGAGCAUCGGAAGUUUACAACGUCGCCUCCAAUAAGGACAUUGUAGAAGACAUAAGUUACAACUUUAUGAGGAGGUACAAAAGUCAUUUCAAUGUUGAUAUCACCGAAGACGAAGGUUGGACCACUGUGGAGGAAGUAGCCCUAAAAAUAAAACGUGAUAUGGACAAUGAGCUUCUGGAGGAGGCGAAGGCGGCGGGGGAACAGAAAAAAAACUAUAAACUUUUGCCAUCACCGAAAAGGUCUCCAAAAAAGACAUUAGCAGAUGCCUCAAUAGAAUUACAGCCCAAAAAAAUCCCUAGAAAAUCAGGUAAGAAUUACUAUAGGGUUUCUCCUAAGAAUUCCCCACCAGCUCCGAGGAAGCUGCUUCCGGAGAUCUUGGAAUCGUCAGUGCAGCAGUAUCGCCCGGUAUACCAAACCGAUUAUCGAAUCUCCAAUCUUGUGCCUAGACCUUACUCCCCAAAAUAUUCUGGAAACAAGAGUGUGCGUCCUAUCAGGGUUCCAGUAGCCUCCCCUCGAACUCUCUUUACCAGUGGAAUAACGACGCCAGAAAAGACACUCGGUGAAGAGGAAGUGCCAGAGCCUAAAGAAUCAAAGGACACUAGAGGUAAAAUAAAGAAAACACAAAAUGUAUGGGAACCUCGGGAAGAUACGUGUGCAGAUAACAGAGAGAGUCCAUUAAAUUCAUUUGCGAAGAGCAAUAAAGAUUUUGUAAAUUUUAAGCAGUUUACUGAGCCUAUAGAUAUAGUUCAAAAACCACAAACCUUGUCGAAUGAUGAGAAGAGGCAUCCUAGCACAUCCAGUUCCCCUUAUAGUUUAUAUUCUUCUCAGGAAGACAUGAGUUUUUGUGUAGAGAGAACUAGAAAAAAACAUGAAAUUUCUCCUCCAUCUUCCGAUGAGUCUUUUGUCCCUGAUGGGUUUGACGUUCUCCAUCGGCGGCAUUCCUUUGACCUAGACCCCGAGGAAAGUCUUGCGUUAAGUACUCUUGAAGCUGUAAUGGUGGAACCAAAACCAUUAACACUUUACAACUGCUCAAAUCAGCCGUUUAAUUCUUUCAAGGAACUCAUGGAAAUGAAGGGUAAAGCAAUUGAUGAGAUACUUAACUCCAGUGCAGAGUCCAAUGAAGAUAUUUCUAAAGAUAAACUGUCAAGCCCUCCUGUGAGCAGUGACGAUAAUCUUGCGACACUGAAUGACUCUCUAGAAGAUAGCGUAAAUAAUUCACUGCUGACUAGCAUGGACAGUGCAGAGGAGCGUAAAGUUAGCUCAGCCAUAAGUGACAAUACCCUCAGCCGAGACUCUCUUGAUGGGUUCCUCAAUGACGACAUCAAAAGUCUCAGAAGUUGUGUGACGCAAGAAAAUUUAUAUGGUGAUAAAACGAGAGAGACUGUACAGAGAGAGGAAAGUGUUGACUUCACGUUUGAGAGCGUUGAUGAUGAUUCUCCAAUUCAUUUUGCAGAACACACAGAAGUGGAGAAGAAAGACAGUAAAUUCUCAUUCAAUUUCAGUAAAAGCACGCCAAAGAAAUCAGACCAAGGUAAGGAAAACGAGGAAAAGAAUAGAACAAGUCCUUUCCAUCUGUGUAAUAUUCUCUCGUUUGGAACAAAAUGUAAAAAUAAAAGCAAGCCCAAGUCGUCUGAAGGUGACGUCCCAAAAAAUGAAAGCUGGACACUGGGAACCAUCGAGGGUUAUCUUCUGAAGAACAGUCAGGAACCUGUGCAACUUGGCCUCCUAAAUGAUGAAGAUGUUGCGCUCUACGAGGCUAAGAAAGAUGGCAGCAUCAGUGUUCACGAUAACAGGGAAAUCCCUGUCGUGAAAGUUAGCGACGAGCUGAUGCCAACGACCCCCGGAUCGUCCUACCAGAAACGUUCAGCGCCCAACCCUCUCCAGCGCAAAUAUGCUUCAUGGAAGCCCCAGGACAUUGAAAACUACUUGCUGGAGCACAAUAUGAACGAAAACCUCCGCUUAGGACUCCUCUCUCAGGAGGACAUACAAAUCUAUGAAUGGAAGAGAGCAACCGGAAUGUCCCCCAUCUGCGACACCAGUUGGACUCGCGAGACACUUAGGAAGAACAAGAUCGUUAGGAGUUCUACCUCAUCCUCCCUCUCGGGCUCCUUCCCUCCUUCUCCGGACAUGAGCGGGAGCUUGACGGGAGAAAGUGUUGACAAUGUCACCGACACCACCAUUAAGAAGGCUACCGUUGCUGCUCAUGGUGAGAGAGCCAUUGAUGUACCAGCCUCUCCUCUCGUCUUGCCUCCCCGACGACGUGCAGUGAAACAGUGA